Molecule: messenger RNA, 4668 nt
Organism: Huiozyma naganishii CBS 8797
Lineage: Eukaryota; Fungi; Ascomycota; Saccharomycetes; Saccharomycetales; Saccharomycetaceae
Gene: PDR15
Product: ATP-binding cassette multidrug transporter PDR15
Exons: 1
Coding region: 1-4668 (1555 amino acids)
Biological process (GO): xenobiotic detoxification by transmembrane export across the plasma membrane
Cellular component (GO): membrane
Molecular function (GO): ABC-type transporter activity; ATP hydrolysis activity; ATP binding
Source: RefSeq, a predicted model, not a curated record
AUGCCUGGAACGUCAGAUGAGGAAACGUUCGGGAAUGUGUCCCCGACAGAUUCGAGCUCACUGACAAGUUCAGAGGAACACCCUUACACGGGGUUGGACGCUAAUGCGGAAAAACACAUUAAAGACCUGGCAAGGUCGCUCACACAGGCAAGUUUGGGGCAACAACAGGAAAUGGGGGAUCAGGGCUCCUCCAUUGGCGGUGGUACAGCCGCCCAGGACUCUCAAUCGAUCUUCUCGACCGAUUUGCUCCCGGGGAUAAACCCGAUUUACUCGGAUAAGAACUCGCAGGGGUACAAUCCUAAAUUGGACCCUUCGUCUCCGGAUUUCUCCUCGAAGGCGUGGGUGCAGAAUAUGUACAACUUGGAGACUAACGACCCAGAUUUCUACAAACCGUACUCUCUCGGUUGUACUUGGAAGAACCUGAGUGCAUCCGGUGACUCGGCAGACGUCACGUACCAAUCCACAUUCCUCAAUUUACCGGUCAAGUUGGUCAAAGGUGUGUACAGAUUGAUAGCGAAGAAGUUGGGCCGGUCUCGGGGACAAACUUUCCAGAUUUUGAAGCCAAUGGACGGGUGUUUGAACCCGGGGGAGUUGCUUGUCGUCCUCGGAAGACCAGGGUCUGGGUGUACCACUCUUUUGAAAUCCAUCAGUUCAAACACACACGGGUUCGAUGUCGAUGACGACUCUGUGAUUUGGUACAAUGGAUUGACCCCGCCAGAUAUUAAGAAACAUUUCAGGGGGGAAGUAGUGUACAACGCGGAAUCAGAUAUUCAUUUACCUCACUUGACAGUAUACGAGACUCUGUUCACCGUCGCAAGAUUGAAGACACCACAGAACAGAAUCAAGGGGGUCUCCAGGGAGGACUACGCAAACCACGUCACAGAUGUAGUCAUGGCAACGUACGGUCUUUCACAUACAAGGGACACAAAAGUGGGGAACGAUCUUGUUCGUGGUGUCUCGGGAGGGGAGAGGAAAAGAGUCUCCAUCGCGGAGGUGACAAUCUGUGGGUCCAAGUUUCAAUGCUGGGAUAACGCCACCAGGGGGCUUGACUCAGCGACUGCGCUGGAGUUUAUCAGAGCGUUGAAGACACAGGCGGAUAUUGCUAAUUCAACAGCAACGGUCGCCAUCUACCAGUGUUCCCAGGACGCGUACGACCUGUUCGAUAAAGUGUGUGUGCUCGACGACGGGUACCAGAUCUUUUACGGAUCAGGUACAGAGGCUAAACAGUACUUCUUGAACAUGGGGUACGUGUGCCCAGACAGGGAGACGACCGCGGAUUUUUUAACCGCGAUCACGUCACCAGCGGAGAGAAUCGUCAACCAGGAAUUUCUCAAUAAGGGGAUUUACGUGCCGCAGACACCAAAAGAGAUGAACGACUACUGGAUCAACUCGGAAAACUACAAAAAACUCAUGCUAGAGAUCGAGGAGAACUUGUCCAAAAACGACGAUGAGGAGAAACGGGUCGUUAAGGAGGCUCACGUCGCCAAACAGUCGAAGAGGGCAAGACCAUCGUCACCUUACGUGGUCAGCUACGGUUUACAGGUGAAGUACUUGCUAGUCAGGAACUUUUGGAGAAUGAAGAACAGUUCUAGUAUCACUCUGUUCCAAGUGUUCGGCAACUCGGUCAUGGCAUUCAUCUUGGGGUCCAUGUUUUACAAAGUCAUGCUGCACUCAACAACGGCAACUUUCUACUUCAGGGGGUCCGCUAUGUUCUUCGCCAUUCUUUUCAACGCCUUCUCCUGUCUAUUGGAGAUUUUCUCACUGUACGAGGCAAGACCUAUCACAGAAAAGCACAGAACAUACUCGUUGUACCACCCAAGUGCAGACGCGUUUGCAUCGGUCAUUUCAGAGAUCCCACCCAAAAUCGUAACCGCAUCUGUUUCAAUAUCAUCUUUUACUCCUAAGUCAACUUCCGCUAGGAACGGUGGUGUCUUCUUCUUCUACUUCCUUAUUAAUAUCAUCUCGACAUUUGCAUUAUCGCACCUGUUCCGUUGUGUUGGGUCCGUCACGAAAACGCUACAAGAGGCCAUGGUACCAGCUUCGAUGCUGCUACUGGCCAUCUCUAUGUUCACAGGUUUUGCGAUCCCAAAGACGAAAAUCCUCGGCUGGUCCAAAUGGAUCUGGUACAUCAACCCGUUGGCUUACUUAUUUGAAUCGCUGAUGAUUAAUGAAUUCCACGACAUAAGAUACCCCUGUGCAAUGUACAUCCCAUCUGGAUCUGUGUACGACUCCGUCACGGGUACAGAAAGGGUCUGUGGUGUCGUCGGUAGUGUCCCCGGAAGAGAUUACGUCCUCGGUGACGACUAUUUAAGGGAAUCCUACGGGUAUUACCACAAACACAAGUGGAGAGGGUUUGGUAUCGGUAUGGCAUAUGUCAUUUUCUUUUUCUUCGUGUACUUGCUACUUUGUGAGUACAACGAGGGUGCCAAACAAAAGGGUGAGAUGUUGAUUUUCCCAGAAUCGGUCGUUAGAAAGAUGCAAAAGCAGAAAAAGUUGAAAGGUAGAGGAUCUACGGAUCAAGAGGACAUUGAAAAAAGUGCUGGGAACGAAAAUUCCACUUUCACAGAUAAAACAAUGUUGAAGGACGGUACCACCGAUUCUAAUUCAGCUACCAUGGAUGAUACCAAGGCAAGCUUGCCCGAUUUGACUCCGAGAAAAACGAGAGAAUCAGAAAUUGCCGCUCAGAUGUCAGACUUUAAAAUAUCUGAGUCUAAGGCCAUCUUCCACUGGAGAGAUCUAUGUUACGACGUUAAAAUCAAGAACGGUACUAGGAGAAUUCUGAGUAACGUCGAUGGAUGGGUCAAGCCCGGGACGCUCACAGCCCUUAUGGGUGCAUCUGGGGCCGGUAAAACUACAUUGCUAGAUUGUUUGGCAGAAAGAGUAACCAUGGGUGUCAUUACCGGUUACAUCUAUGUGGAUGGUAAAUUGCGUGAUACAUCUUUUCCCAGAUCGAUUGGUUACUGUCAACAGCAGGAUUUACAUUUGAAGACUGCUAGUGUGAGGGAAUCGUUGAGGUUCUCUGCAUAUCUACGUCAGCCAGCCUCCGUCAGCAAAGAGGAGAAGGACGCAUACGUUGAAGAGGUCAUAAAGAUUUUAGAAAUGGAAGCAUACGCAGACGCCAUUGUAGGUGUUGCUGGUGAAGGUUUGAACGUUGAACAAAGAAAAAGAUUGACGAUCGGAGUUGAGCUGGCCGCAAAGCCUAGAUUAUUGGUCUUCUUGGAUGAACCUACGUCAGGUUUAGACUCUCAAACUGCCUGGGCCACUUGUCAAUUGAUGAGAAAGUUGGCAGAACAUGGUCAAGCUAUUCUAUGUACCAUCCACCAACCUUCGGCCAUUUUGAUGCAAGAGUUUGAUCGUUUGCUAUUUUUGCAAAAGGGUGGUCAGACUGUUUAUUUCGGAGACUUAGGUGAUGGAUGUAAGACAAUGAUUGAUUACUUCGAAUCCUACGGUGCCCACAAAUGUCCACCUCAAGCGAAUCCUGCCGAAUGGAUGUUAGAAGUCGUCGGUGCCGCUCCAGGUUCGCAUGCCUCCCAAGAUUACUAUGAGGUGUGGAGAAACUCUAAGGAAUAUCAGGCAGUUAAAGAAGAAUUGGAUUGGAUGGAAAAGGAACUACCAAAGAGAAGUAAGGAAGAGACUGAAGAGGAGAAAAAGCAGUUUGCCACAACCAUAUUUUAUCAAUGCAAACUUGUCUGCGUGCGUUUAUUCCAACAGUACUGGAGGACGCCGGAUUAUCUGUGGUCAAAGUUCAUCCUAACCAUUUUCAACCAAUUGUUCAUCGGCUUUACAUUUUUCAAAGCGGACAGAUCCUUACAAGGUCUUCAAAACCAAAUGUUGUCAAUCUUCAUGUAUACCGUCAUUUUCAACCCAUUGUUACAGCAGUAUUUGCCUUCAUUUGUCCAACAGAGAGAUUUGUACGAAGCUAGAGAGCGUCCAUCCAGAACGUUCUCUUGGUUUGCUUUCAUCAUUUCUCAGAUUUUGGUUGAAGUUCCGUGGAACAUUCUAGCUGGUACAAUAUCUUUCUGCAUCUACUACUAUGCCGUUGGUUUCUACAGUAAUGCAUCUGUUGCAGGUCAACUACACGAAAGAGGUGCUCUAUUUUGGUUAUUCUCAAUUGGCUUCUAUGUGUACGUUGGUUCAAUGGGGCUGAUGGUUAUUGCGUUUAAUGAAGUAGCAGAGACUGCUGCUCAUUUAGCAAGUUUGUUGUUCACCAUGGCUUUAUCUUUUUGUGGUGUUAUGGUCACGCCUAAUAGCAUGCCAAGAUUCUGGAUUUUCAUGUACAGAGUUUCGCCUCUUACUUACCUGAUUGAUGCUUUGUUGGCUUUAGGUGUGGCGAAUGUCGAGGUAAAAUGUGCAGACUACGAGUAUGUGCAGUUUACGCCUCCCCAAGGCCAGACCUGCGGAGAAUACAUGAAUCCUUAUAUCACGGCGGCCAAGACAGGAUAUUUAACUGACCCGGGGGCAACUGAUCUUUGUCAUUUUUGCCAAUUUUCCCAUACAAAUGACUUCUUAAAACAGGUGUAUUCUGCAUACUAUAGAAGAUGGAGGAAUUAUGGUAUCUUUAUCUGCUAUAUUGUUUUCAAUUACGUUGCGGGUAUCUUCUUCUACUGGUUAGCUAGAGUUCCUAAGAGUAAUGGUAAAAUUGAUCAACUGUCCAAAAAGGAGAAGUAA